AUGUAUACCUUAUAUUUUCUAAAGACACAAACUUAUCCAGGUGACAGACAUUUUCAAGAAGAUCGUGCUAAUGAUGGCGACUAUAUCACAUGUUUCCCAGAAGUUUCUUGGAAUGAUUCAUCAAUUCUGUCUGAUGAUUUUAUGAAAGGGCUAGGAGAAGAUGAAAAUAAGACAUUUUCAAAUAUAAACGUCUUAGAUGAUCAGAAUUCUGAAGGUGGAAAUCGUCCCACUACUAUAUUGUCCCACCAUCUAAGUUUGCCUAGUAGUUCUGCCGAGAUAUCUGCAAUGGAAAAAAUGUGGCAGGAUUCGGUACCAUGUAAGAUAAGAGCAAAACGAGGUUGUGCUACUCACCCACGUAGCAUCGCAGAAAGGGUGAGAAGAACAUGA
Molecule: messenger RNA, 387 nt
Organism: Fraxinus pennsylvanica
Lineage: Eukaryota; Viridiplantae; Streptophyta; Magnoliopsida; Lamiales; Oleaceae
Source: the annotation of a GenBank genome assembly